This is a messenger RNA of Durotheca rogersii, 4193 nucleotides long. RefSeq lists its product as uncharacterized. Lineage: Eukaryota; Fungi; Ascomycota; Sordariomycetes; Xylariales; Xylariaceae. The transcript has 3 exons. Gene Ontology annotation, biological process: protein sumoylation. The record is from RefSeq and is a predicted model, not a curated record. Bases 708 to 4193 code for a protein of 1161 amino acids. Gene Ontology annotation, molecular function: SUMO ligase activity; zinc ion binding.
CUAUCCGUCUGCAACCGCCAUCAGAUUCUCGGGUCACCUCCCGUCCGUUGUUGGGUAUGUCUUCCUGCAACCUGCUUCGCCUCUGCACAUCCUGCACAUCCUGCGAUCCUCCCUCCCCAUGCACGCCCGUAUCGCCGCUCGCCAAUCUGACGCUGACCAGGCCUGGCGCAUUCCGUCCAGAGAUCCCACUCGCCUCUCCCGCUUCCCACUUCCCACUUUCCAAAGCACAUAAGCGCAGCCGGUAGUGACUUGCCCUACUCGCACCCAGCCUCUCCGUCUUCUCGCCCAUCGCCCACCACCCUGACUCGGCCCUACGAACCAUCCAUGGUGCGCCUCGCUGACUGACGAGAGAGAGAGAGAGAAAGAGUGAAAGUGAGAGAGUGAAAGUGAGAGAGUGAAAGAGAGAGAGACGGAGAGAGAGAGAGAGAGAGAGAGAGAGACGGAGAGAGAAAGAGAGAGGGACACACAUCCACAGGCAGCCCGACAGAGAGUGCUGAGGGUAUUCCGUCGCUCUCCUACCCCCCCUUCGGUGCCUGCUUCCCCCAUAUCACCCCAUACCCAUCCUCGCCCUCCUCGCCUCUACGCCUCACCACCAUGCCCAGCUCCUUCGCCCUAUUAUUCCGCUCCCAGACUGUUGCGACACGACAAGGGACGGGGACGCUCGAGGUGCAGACGGACCAGUAAACCUGACCGAUGACUGAUAACUGAUGGCGCCAACUGGGGGGCAAAAUUCAUCGACGGGGAUGAGCGGCAACGUAAAUACCUCGGACUUCCAAGUCGCCGCGUCGAACUCGACCCUGAACACCUGGUUUGGUGGUCGACAGCCCUCAUGGCUAACCGACGCCAAACCCGUCAAGCCUACACCGCGACCGCCAAAACCUCCGGGGCAAACGCUACAGUCUAAUAUUCCCACCCGCCUGGCGACGACGCACCAGCCAGCCUCAGCUCCGGUAUCGACCCCGGCCUCGACCUCGACCUCGACACCGGGCCCGCUCGGGCCACUUCGCCCUGAUCACCAACGCCCAUCCGUGCAGAUGCAUUCAUCGGUCCCGGCCGACGACACCGUCCUGCCUUCGCCUGCCCCCAGCGACGAGCCCAGCCCUGACGGGGCUUCAUUAGAGCCCCAAAACCCGCGUCCGACCGUCGUGGCUGACCUCGCGCUCGACGCCAGCAUCGAUACCCAGCAGGACGAGCCGACGAGGAGCCGAGCUAGUACGGCCUACGAACGAGCACGCUCGCGACAGGGCAGCGAAGCCUCGUCGGUCCCGACCGCGUCUACCCCUACAAACAUGGCCCUCAACACGCCUCCGACGCCGAACCUGCCCUCGUUCGACCCUGCCACUACGGCUCAGGACCAACCAGAACUUCCGCCUUCCAAGAGGAGACGUCUGACCGAGUGUCUCGCUAGGAAUCCGUCGCUUCAAUUCUUUGAGUUAUUCGAUCCCGCCCGAUCUCUUCGAGCCUACCUAGAUAGUAUCGGCGGCGACCGGAACUUAGAUAUCCAUGUGGAGCGGCCUCGAUAUCACCUAAUGGUGGAAGCGUGUAGCGAAGGGGAUCUAUUCUUCAUCGCAUUGCACCAACUCUUCUGCUCCUGGACGAGUUGCCGACCGGACGUCCAUCAGAUAUGCGGUGAAGGCGGGUACAAUUUGGCCGAUGUGGACAAUGGCUUCGAACUCAUGGGGUCGAUCCUCAAGAGUAAUGCAAAGCUGCGCCCGGAAUGCCUUGGCUGGUUCACGAGGUUCCCGGCCCCGCUGAAUACCAUAGUCAAGAAUCCUGUCUACGCCAUGGCCGUGAGACAGGUGCUCGAUUUUCUCGUAUGCAUAUCCCAUAAGUGGAUGGCAGUGCACCAGGAACAUCAACUCAAUAACUUUCCCCUGCUCGUGAAGGAACUCCUCGACAGCUUCUCCCUCUACUCCUCCAUCCUCCAGACGAUCAUGUUCCGAGCCUCGAGGAGAAGCCUGGGUAUCGCCGAUGGACAAAUCGCGACGCGGAUGGAGAAGGUUUUCCGAUCCGACCAAAAUAUACACCGCAACACUGAAGGCAACUUCGUCCGACGACCGCCGUCCGCAGCGUACCACAACUACAAUGUCUCCCUCGUCAAAGCUUACAGAGCUAUCAUAGCGGAGGCCCGGCGAGCGGAGGGCGUUCACCAGGCCAGCCAGCAGCCACUCCACGGGUCGCCUCCAGUUCCGCAGCAGAACUCGUACAUGCGUAUGAAUCCCGGCGAGACUCCCCAAGUGGCGCCUAGUUUGGAUCCGGCCGUCAGGGUCCGACCCGUCACAAUCCCGCCCUCUUCGUCCUCGUAUUUCUUGCCCUCAUAUUUCGCGCCCGGCCCCGUCGCCGGAAACCAAUUUGCAUUUUCAGGGUCGCUUCUCAACAGCCCUUUAAACCCCCUUAGCCCAGCCACGGCCGACACGACUUUUACCCAUCCCUCAGCAGGGGCUCAGUUGAUGAUGCCUCCGGAACCGACCCUACCUAGUGGCACGGCGAAUGCGAUAGUUGCGCCCCACGCCCUCUUCCCUCCGUCGGCAAAUGUCAAUGGUCGGAUGCAACUAAGCCAACCCAGCAGCUUAACGCCACCACUCCCGCGCAUUCCGCAACUUCAGCAUCAGUUCCCAGCGAGGCAGCCUUCACAGCAAGCUACUGCCUAUGCGGCGACAUCCUCGCCGCGGCCUUCUCCUAUCCCGGCGGGACGGCACCACUCUCCGCACUCUAUAUAUUCCACGCGGAUGGCCCAACCAGGUCUUCAGAGCGCAAGGGGCCGGCCUCUCGCACCGCAGCGCGCCGCGAAUCCGGUGAACGGAGUUCCGAUUGACGGUCGUUUUUCACCUAACCCUGCUGCGAUGAAUGUGUCGCUGACACCACAUACGGCACACUUGGUAAAUCGCAUUCAGGUCUCCCAAAUACGUCCCCGGGCGAUCCCGAACCCCCAAGCACGGUAUAGGCCCCCUCAGAGCGACCCGGACCGGAUAAUUCCCCCCCGCGGUUUACGCAUCAGUAUCCAGGAAUAUCCACACACCCCUUACGAUAAAAGAUCUCUCGAGAACGCUCUUCAUCAGGUCCAUCUCAGAAGUCCGAAACGGUUACCCCGAACAGUGGAUUCGACGCCUCCCGAACGGUACUACCAGGCGGUCAAAUGUUUUGCCCUCCCGCCGGUUGGGAUUCCGCCUCAACCAUACUUGCACAAGCUCAAAUUCGUCGUGUCGGAAGUUGACCACGCCAAGAUCACCAGAGAAGAAACCGUGCCAGGCGAGUCCCUACCCGUGAACUUGUUCUCAAAUGGUUCUCUGCGUAUCCGCAUCCGAUGUUGCCACUGGAAGGGGCCGUCCACCCCUUUUUCUGAAAGUGCCUGGGUCACUACUGAGACGUCCUGGCCCGAGCACAUCUUUAUGGAGCUCAACGGCCGUAGCCUCGCUAUCAUGCGGAAAGCCCAUCAUUCAAAGGAUCUCCCCGUCGAGGUGUCGUCGGUCGUCGUUCCGGGCGAGAAUACCCUAAGCGUUUUCAUCCCUAGUAGGGGUUUGACGUCAACUCUCGAGCCUUACAUCGCGGUCGAGAUAGUGGAAGUCCUUAGCCACAGUGCCGCUCUCCGUCUAGUCACGACCGGUGCUACUAUACCGCCCAGCGCAACACGGGAAGUUAUCAGAAAUCGGCUAUCGAGGCCGUCGGGCGAGACCACAGACGACGACGAACUUGCGAUAAUUAACUACUUGCCUAUUGAUCUAGCAGACCCCUUCUCUAGGCUUAUCUUUGACGUGCCAGUUCGUGGCCAGAGUUGUACCCACCUCGAGUGUUUCGAUCUAGAGACGUGGCUCAAUACCCGACUUGGCAAAAAGUCAUGCCACUGCAACGUCAAUUCGGAAUGCAAGGACUGUCCCAAAGAACCGUCCUUCGUGGACAAGUGGAAGUGUCCACUAUGCAACGGCGACGCGCGUCCCUACUGCCUUCGAGUGGAUGGCUUCCUCGCUGAAGUGCGCACGCGGCUGGAGCACGAGGGUAAGCUGCAUACGAAGUCGAUUCUCGUCCUCGCCGACGGUUCCUGGAAGCCCAAAGAAGAGCCGACCGGCGAGGAGAGCGACGCCGAGAGCGAUGAGGAGAGGGGUGCCCUACCAGAGAAGAAACCAACGCGAUCGUCCACGACCCCUCGCCAACGCGAAAGACCGCCGAUCGAAGUCAUCGAACUUGACGACGAUUAG